Molecule: messenger RNA, 4275 nt
Organism: Pteronotus mesoamericanus
Lineage: Eukaryota; Metazoa; Chordata; Mammalia; Chiroptera; Mormoopidae
Gene: CLMP
Product: CXADR like membrane protein
Exons: 8
Coding region: 389-1519 (376 amino acids)
Cellular component (GO): cytoplasmic microtubule; membrane; cell surface
Source: RefSeq, a predicted model, not a curated record
UCCUCCGGCCUGCCGGCCUGGGGCGGGGGGUUCCCUCUCAAAUAGCGGCCCCGCUUCUCAGAGCCCCGGCCCAGGCCCCAACCCAGGCUCUGGUCAGGAGGAAGGGAAAAGUGUUCCAGGAGCGCUAGCGUCUUUCCGCCUCGCUUUUUCCUCCCCAACCCUGGUCCCCGCUCCCGUCUGGGCGCCAGCCGGUGGGGCGCGCGCCGAAAGCCCGUCUGCGAGCGGGAGCGCGUGGCGCGGGGCCGCUCCCGCGGCGGCACAUGGCCGCAGUCACCCCGCGAGCCCCCGGAGGCGCCGCGCCCAGCUCGCCCGAGGUCCGUCGGCUGCACCCCGCCGCCCCGGCGCCAAGCAGCGGCUGAACGGGGAGGCACCCGCGCCGGGCGUCGGGAUGACCCUUCUCCGCCUCCUCUGGCUAGUUUCCUGCUAUGUUGGAACCUUGGGGACUCACACUGAGAUCAAGAGAGUGGCAGAGGAGAAGGUCACUUUGCCCUGUCAUCAUCAGCUGGGGCUUCCAGGAAAGGACACCCUGGACAUCGAGUGGCUGCUCACUGAUAACGAAGGGAACCAAAAGGUGGUAAUCACUUACUCCAGCCAUCAUGUCUACAGUAACUUGACUGAGGAACAGAAGGGCCGAGUGGCCUUUGCUUCCAAUUUCCUGGCAGGAGACGCUUCCUUGCAGAUCGAGCCCCUGAAGCCCAGUGAUGAGGGUCGGUACACCUGCAAGGUGAAGAAUUCAGGGCGCUAUGUGUGGAGCUAUGUCAUCUUAAAAGUCUUAGUGAGACCAUCAAAGCCCAAGUGUGAGCUGGAAGGAAAGCUGACAGAAGGAAGUGACCUGACUUUGCAGUGUGAGUCAUCCUCAGGCACGAAGCCCAUUGUGUAUCACUGGCAGCGAGUCCCGGAGAAGGAGGGAGAGGAUGAAUAUCUGCCUCCCAAAUCUAGGAUUGACAGCAGCCACCCCGGGCGCGUCCUGCUGCAGAACCUCACCAUGGCCUCCUCUGGACUGUACCAGUGCACUGCAGGCAACGAGGCCGGCACGGAGAGCUGUGUGGUGCGGGUCGCUGUGCAGUAUGCACAGAGCAUUGGCGUGAUUGCAGGAGCAGCGACAGGCAUGGUGGCCGGAGCCCUGCUGAUUUUCCUCCUGGUGUGGCUGCUGGUCCGAAGGAAAGACAAAGAGCGCUACGAGGAAGAGGAGAGACCUAAUGAAAUUCGGGAGGACGCCGAGGCGCCCAAAGCCCGCCUGGUGAAACCCAGCUCCUCGUCCUCGGGCUCCCGGAGCUCGCGCUCGGGCUCCGCCUCCACGCGCUCCACCGCCAACAGCGCCUCCCGCAGCCAGCGGACACUGUCCACCGAGGCGCCGCCGCGGCCGCGGCCGGCCGCCCGCGCGCACGGCCGGGCGGGGCCCGAGGCGAGGGGCGCUGCGCCGGAGGACCCGCGCCCUGCCGCCGCCGCCGCCGCCGCCGAGGCCGAAGCUGCCCCCGGGAUGGGCCCCGGCCGGAGCCGGCCCUUCCAAACUGUCUGAAUUACGGUGCGCCUGGACGCCCAGGCUGCCCUUGGAGUCAGCAUCUUAGGACUUCCCUAGCCGCCACAGCCCAGUCACCAGCCACACCAUCCCCCCAAUCUUAUGAGAGGUCACCUAGUAGCUGGGAGCUACUCAUUUGCACGGGACAGGUGCAAAUGAGCACUCUCCAGAGAGGACACAGAACAAGGGUGUGAGGCCAUCAUCCCGAGGCGGCCUCUCCUGCCUUCAGCCGAGAGUCAGGAAAGCAGGCUCUCCGUGGAGCAGGACCUGCGGUGAGAAAGGCGAGGAACGAGGAGGGGAGCCCCUAAAACUUCUCAUCUGCGAUGUUUGUGUCAACACUUCAAUGCAGGGUGGUCAGGAGGAAAUGAGGUGUUGCUCAUAGAUUUUCUAUGCCUUUCUGCAAACUGGAUUAUUGUGGUUAUCCAGAGAGUCAAGCAGAACCCACAGCCUUACAGUACACCUUUCUGCGCCGUGUCCUGGGGUUACUACUUCUGAGAAACUCCACAAAAGGAACUGUCUCUUCUAUUCUGCCUUGACUUCAUUUGCCAUUAGGUUUGGAUAUAAAUUUCAAGAGGAAUUGAAAUAAUGGAACACAGAGGAGAAUAAUUGAGUUCCUCCCACUCUACCUACCACUAAUUGCCCCCUCCUUAUAAUCGAACCGUAAGAGAACUAAAAAAAGAGUCCAAAGUGUGUGACAGGGGACUGUGAAAAACUUCUCAUCCUCAUGAUGUUCAGAAGGUCACUGACAAAUGUCAAGAAUGUAUACUGGAACAAUUGUGGGUUUCUCCUCAAAUCAGAUGUUCCUAAGGACUUCCCUGCCAGAUAUCUCUGGAGCAAGAAAACAUUCACUCUGUGUCAUUUAACUAUGUCCUUAUAAAGAAGUCUUACCGUGAAACAGAUCUUUUAAAGAUGCUGAAAGACCAUCUGACAUACCAUUAUAGUUUUUCUGAGAACACACAUAACCAGAAUUUCAAGACUACUAGACGAGAGAGGGAGAUUAGACCAAUUUUCUUAAUGGGUCACAGAAUGGUAUAAGGAAGUUUAGAAUGGCACCAAACUUGCAGCUGAUUCAUUUUAGAAAAAGGAUAUGAACCCGGGACUUUUGAUGAUUCCAGGCCUUAAAUUAUCAGGAAGAUCGGGCUGGCCAACAUUUCCCAAUAACGAUGCAUGUCAAAAUCAUUCCUGCCUUAGAAGUUGAGAGAGAGAGUUUUCAGUAUUUUACCAGCUUAACCUCUAAGGAGGUCUAGCUCUGGGGUACAAAAAAAUGGAAUUAACACUUGGGGAAAAGAUAGGAUAACUAGUGAGUGGCAGGAAAGGUCUGGGUUAACGCCCAUUAAUGUUUUAAUUGUCAACAUCUUGGAGAGAAUUAGCAGAUAUGAUUCACCAAGAUAGUUCUCAGAAGAGCUGAUUCAUGGGAGAAGAAAGAUGUCUGAAAAAUUUAAAAAACAAACAGCAACCUCCAAUACAAUAACUUGCUCUUCUAAUACUUUUGACUACUCUGCCACUCUAAUUCAUCCUAUGGCAAGAAUUCAAAACCUGAAAUAGCCCUUCGAGGACCCAGUCACGGGUAGAGAGAGAUUUAUUAUUACAAGGGCAGCAAGCUACAGGGAAGAAACAGUGAUGCUGCAUAUGGUGAAAGCACCACUUCUAAAAUGGGAGCCAGAUGCUUGCAGGGAAAAGGUUGACCUGGGAUUGUGCCCCAUUUCUCUGGUUUUCCAUUUACACAUUCAAUUCUUCCAAGGGUCGGCACAGAGGGCAAACACAUUUCCUUAUGAAGCCCUGUAAGAAAUAGGGCUUUAUCCUGGGGUGAAAUUUUCAUUUGACUUUUGUCUUACUCUAAAAAAAGUUGGGAAAUGAGAAACAUGGAGGAAGUAGUGUAAAGAAUGUCUGGUGUUUAACUGAAGAGGGCUGGCCUAUUUGGAGUGUUUCUUAUACUAACACUGCCUCAUUGUAAGAAAUAAAAUCCCUUCCUUUACUUUAUUCUUCUAGUAGUGGUACCCAGCAACGUAUCACUGCUUCUGCUACAUAACGCUGAGAAUUCUCAUUCCCAGAGUCCCUGAACCAAACAAGGACACUAUGGAGGCUGCAGCUCUACUGCCACUAGCAAUUUUAUUGUGAUCAUUAUUUUCUACCUUUGAACCGAAGGUUUCCUCGCCCAUGCCUUUGAAAGUAGGGAUCGGUCUUUGAAUAAAAAUGUUUAGGUUAUUUAAACAUACAGUUAUCAGAAGACUGAAAUACCAGUUCAAUAAUCCAAAUUAUUUAUUUUGGAAAUCUAUUCACAAUAAAAAUUUACAAAGAAGUCACAAAUCUGGUAACUACCUACAAUCUGAGAAAUUCUAGGGCUUGAAGAUUCCAAAAGAUGCUGAAGUCUUAGCAAUGGCAACGUACUUUUCUUUGAGUCAGGGUUUUGGGUUCAGAUAUAACAGGAUCUGGGCUUGAGACAAGGUUGGAGCCACUGCUGGUUUCAAACCACAUUCCAUUAACUUUGCAAGUAAAAUAAAUUUGAUUCUUGAAUAUGAAACAAAGGGUAAAAUAACCAAAUGACAGAAGAAAAAUGUUUGUAGGAAGAAGAUACAAACAGAAUGAUGUGAAUGUUUAGAGAACAACCAUUUCAAUAAAAUAUAUAAACCAAACUUAAAACUGUAAAUUAAUGAAGUUGAUGCCUUUGUUGUUGCACUGUAUAAAACCAAGUUCAGAAUUGCUGUUGCAAAAAGACAUAAUUCUGCUUCAUUUCUGUUAUGCUGUUUAUAUUUCAA